AAUGAUUGAGCGGCAUGGCGCCGUGGCUUGGCAUGCGGUCAACCCCGUAACACAAGAUAGGUAAUGAACUCAUGGCCUCAAAACAGGGACCUCGGCGAUCGGGGAAGAUUCCAAGCCAGCACGAGAAGCACCAACCGACAUACCAAAAGUUCUUUGAUUGAAAAGUCUGCCUCUACUAAUUGGUACAAUACAACGCAGUACUUCAAGAUGACGAUCGUCCACGUAGUGCUCUUCAAAUUUCUACCGACAGUUACUCAAGAACAUAAAGAUACAUUCGUACGAGAGCUGAAGAAGCUAAAGACUCUCUCCUGCGUCAAGGAUGGUCGACUUAUCGUAGGCGGGCCGUCCGUCACAGAUCCUAUAGAGAGAAGCAAGGGUUUUGAGUACUGUCUUGUCAGUUAUCAUCAGAACAGAGCAGCUCUCGAUGCUUAUCAAGCCAGUAAAGAGCACCACUGGGUAACAUCGACAUAUAUGUUUCCUUUCAAGGAGGACCUUUGCCGAUUCGAUUUUGACGUUGCGCCUGAAGACGAAUAUAUAUGCGACUUCGGCUCUUUGAUUUCGAAAACGACUGGUAUCGUCAAUAGCGCAUCCGAUGGUGUUAGUUAGUCUACGCAGUCGAGCUGGCCGUGGCGAUUUGUUGCUGCAGAAGGCGUUGGCUUGACUGAAACGCCUACUUUGGUUGUGGUCUUCGCUCAACGUUUGAAUCAUGAUACAAAUAAUAUACAUAUAGUAAUCCCGCUUGAAUGCGAAUAUACAAUAAUGAUAGAA
Truncatella angustata is the source of this 768-nucleotide messenger RNA. RefSeq lists its product as uncharacterized. Lineage: Eukaryota; Fungi; Ascomycota; Sordariomycetes; Amphisphaeriales; Sporocadaceae. The record is from RefSeq and is a predicted model, not a curated record. The coding region runs from base 64 to 606 and encodes 180 amino acids. The transcript has 3 exons.